ACUCAGAGAUCGACCGGGCUCAGUUCCUGGGCGUGGCCCGGAGCUGCGGUGGGAAGUUGCUUGAAGUUGCGAGAGGCUCUUCUGAGCUGGAAGACGCGCGACCGCCCUCCGUCCCUCCCCCCUGUCUUCAUUCAACAGAAAGUUCAGCUUUCUUGUUUGAACCCAAAGAAGAACGCUUUUCGCCCCCUCUUAAGUCUCCCUCGACAUGGCCGAGGAGCAGCCCCAGGUCGAGCUGUUUGUAAAGGCUGGCAGCGAUGGAGCCAAAAUUGGGAACUGUCCCUUCUCCCAGCGCCUCUUCAUGGUCCUCUGGCUCAAGGGUGUCACCUUCAAUGUCACCACAGUGGACACCAAAAGGAGAACUGAGACGGUGCAAAAACUCUGCCCUGGAGGUCAGCUGCCGUUCCUGAUGUACGGGACCGAGGUCCACACAGACACCAACAAGAUUGAAGAAUUUCUGGAGGAGGUUCUGUCCCCUCCCAAGUACCCCAGGUUGGCUGCCCGUAACCCAGAGUCCAACACAGCUGGUCUUGAUGUCUUUGCCAAGUUCUCUGCCUACAUCAAGAACUCAAACCCAGGGCUCAACUCCAACCUCGAGAAAGGUUUGCUGAAAGCACUGAAGGUGCUGGAUGUUUAUUUGAUGACGCCCCUACCGGAGGAGGUGGACGAGAACAGUGCCGAGGACGAGGGCCAAUCCAGCCGCAGAUUCCUUGAUGGGGAUGAACUCACGUUGGCCGACUGCAAUCUGCUGCCCAAGCUUCAUAUCGUCAAGGUGGUGUGCAAGAAGUACCGUGACUUCACCAUCCCCGAGGCAUUCCAUGGCAUCCACCGCUAUCUCAAGAACGCUUACGCCCGUGAGGAAUUUGCCAGCACCUGUCCGGAUGAUGAAGAGAUUGAAUUAGCUUAUGAGCUGGUCGCCAAAGCUUUGAAAUAACGAAUUUCUGAGAGUGGGAAAGGGACGUGGGGCUUCAAUGGCAGGGAUCUUGGGGUCUGGGAUUGGGCUUUGGAGGGUAUUUUUAUGUAUUUGUGUUUGGCAGCAGUGCUGGGG
Messenger RNA from Rhineura floridana, 1045 nucleotides. It is a transcript of the gene CLIC1, whose product is annotated as chloride intracellular channel 1. The record is from RefSeq and is a predicted model, not a curated record. The transcript is spliced from 6 exons. NCBI's taxonomy places the organism in Eukaryota, Metazoa, Chordata, Lepidosauria, Squamata, Rhineuridae. The coding region runs from base 206 to 931 and encodes 241 amino acids.